AUGGAGGGCGCGGGGGGCGGCGGGGCCCCCCCGGGGGGUUCCGACCCCCCCGACCGCGCUGUCGAGUACCUGCUGGAGCUGAACCGGAUUAUCGCGACUCAGCGACAUCUCCUGGCCUCGCAGCGCCGCCGCAUCGCGCAGCUCGAGGGGCAGCUGCAGCGCCUGGCCCGCGAGAACCGGCACCUGCGGCAGCGGGCGGGGGGCGCGGGGACCCCGCGGCACGCGGGCCACGCGGACCCCGAGGCUCAGUUCCAGAACCACCUGGAGCCCGAGGGGCUCUACGGGGACCCCGAGCUGCCGUUCCCGGGGCACGGCGACCCCGCCGGGGGGUUCCCCCCUCACCUGGAGCGCGACGGCGGCUACGGGGAGCCCCUGGAGCGGGAGCGGCCGUACCUGCCGCGGGAGCGCUUCGAGCCGCUGGCCGAGCGGGACGGGCCCUUCCCCGGGCCGUACCCGGGCCGCAAGGAGCGGGAGCGGCCGUACCUGAGCCGCGCCGAGCGCGACGGGCCCUACGCGGCCCGGCUGGAGCAGGAGGGGCCGUUCCGCGGGGCGCUGGAGCGGGAGAUGCAGUACCCGGGGCGGCUGGAGCGGGACGGGCAGUACCCCGGCGGGAUGGAGCAGGACGGAGAAUAUCCCGCCAGGAUGGAGGAGGAUGGGCAGUAUCCCGCCAGGAUGGAGCAGGGUGGACAGUACGCCGGCAGGAUGGAGGAGGAUGGACAAUACUCCAGCAGGAUGGAGCAGGGUGGACAAUACACCAGGAUGGAGCAGGAUGGACAAUACUCCAGCAGGAUGGAGGAGGAUGGGCAAUAUCCCGGCAGGAUGGAGCAGGAUGGACAGUACACCAGGAUGGAGCAGGGUGGACAAUAUUCCAGCAGGAUGGAUCAGGAUGGACAAUAUUCCAGCAGGCUGGACCGCGAGGGGCCGUACCCGGCCCGGCUGGACCGCGAGGGGCCGUACCCGGAGCGGGACGGGCAGUACCCGGACAGGGACGGGCAGUACCCGGCCCGCCUGGAGCGGGAGGCGCCGUUCCGAGCCCGGGACGGGCACUACGGACCCUGCUGGGAGCGGGACUGGGCGCGGGGGGCGCUGAGCCGCGGCCCCUCCCGCAGCUCCAGCCCCGGCGGGGGGCACAGCACCAGCGCCAGCACCAGCCCGGCCACCACCCUGCAGCGCAAGUCGGAUCGCGACAGCUCCAGGACAGUGAGCGUGGACGGCGAAGCCGCGGGCAGCGAGGGGGGGGGGCCGGUGCCCGAGAGCCCCGGGAGACCCCCCCCGUACCGGGGCCUCCCCCAGCCCGCGCCGCAGGGCCCGGGGGGGGCCGGGGGCGGCCCCGGGGGGGGCGCGGCCUGGCCCCGGCUGCCCCCCCAGCCCGCCAGCGUGGCCCUGCGCAAGCAGGAGGAGGAGGAGGAGAGCAAGAGGCCGAAGGCUCUGAGCGACAGCUACGAGCUCUCCACCGACCUGCAGGACAAGAAGGUGGAGAUGCUGGAGCGCAAGUACGGCGGCUAUUUCCGCUCGCGGCGCGCGGCGCGCACCAUCCAGGCGGCGUUCCGGCGCUACCGCAUGGCGCAGAAGUUCGAGCGGCUGCGGAGCGAGGGCGGGCGGGCGCGGCGCCUGGCGCUGCCGGGGCUGCGCCUGCAGUUCUCCUUCGAGGAGUACGACCGCGGCCCCCCGGCCCCGGCGCCGGGCCCGCCCCCGCCGCCCCCGCCCUAUUUCCAGGGCAAACCGGCCUCGCUGGACGAGGGCGUGCUGGGGGGCCCGCGGCGCGCCCCCCGCUACGGGGGGUCCUGCCGGGCCGGGCUGGACGGGGGCGGGGGUCCCGGAGAGGGGCCGGGGGUGGGGGGUGUGGCGGGGGUGGGGGGCGCGGGAAGCCCCCCCCGGCAGCUGUCGGCGUCCGCGGAUUUCGGGCCCGGAGGUGCGGACCUGGAGGAGGCGUUUGCGCAGCAGGUGAAGUCCUUGGCCGCCUCCAUUGACGAGGCGCUGGGGGGGGGUCGCGGGGUCCCCCCCGGCGCCCCGGACCCCCCCGCGGGGGACAGCGCCGCCACCUCGGCCAGUGACGUCACCCUGUACCUGGACGAGGGGCUCCCCGGCUCCCCCCGCUCCCCCGAGAGACCCCCCAGCCCCGAGCCCCCCCCGGACACGGGGGGGCCGCCGCCCCCUCCCGCCCCUCCCCCUCCGCCGCCGCCGCCCCCCACCAACAACCCCCCCGGCCCCUCCGAGCGCUGGGGGGGCCCCGAGGACGCCCCCCGGAGGGUCCCCCCGUGCCUGGAGUGCCGGGGGCGGGGGGCCGGGGGAGGACACCCCCCUCUGCUGACGGUGGAGCCGCCGAGCGACAGCUCGGCCGACCUGAGCGACCGCUCGGACCGCGGCUCCGUCAACCGGGGCGGCCCCUACGAGCCCGAGCCCGCCGGGGGCGGGGGGGGCACCUUACCCCGCUCGGGGCCCCCCCACCGCUGCUUCCACCCCGAGGGACCCCCCCCGCCGCCGCCGCCGCCGCCGCCGCCGCCCCCCGGGCCCCCGCCCCCGCCGGCGGCCGAGGAGGGCUCGGAGGGCGACAACGAGAGCCUGGGCAGCAGCUCCAACUCCAACGAGACCCUCAACUGCUCCUCGGGCUCCUCGUCCCGCGACAGCCUGCGCCGGCCGCCCCCGCCGCCCCCGCCGCCCCCCGCCGCGCCCCCGCAGCCCCCCGGCGCCCCCGGCAAGGCCACGUACCAGCGGGAGCCGCGGCAGAGCUGGGACUCGCCCGCGCUCAACAACGACGUGGUGCAGCGGCGGCAGUACCGCAUCGGGCUCAACCUGUUCAACAAGAAGCCGGAGAAGGGGAUCCAGUACCUGAUCGAGAGGGGGUUCCUGUCCGACACCCCCGUGGGCGUCGCCCACUUCAUCCUGGAGAGGAAGGGGCUGAGCCGGCAGAUGAUCGGCGAGUUCCUGGGCAACCGGCAGAAGCAGUUCAACCGCGACGUGCUCGACUGCGUGGUGGACGAGAUGGAUUUCUCGGGGAUGGAGCUGGACGAGGCCCUGCGCAAGUUCCAGUCGCACAUCCGCGUGCAGGGCGAGGCGCAGAAGGUCGAGCGCCUGAUCGAGGCCUUCAGCCAGCGCUACUGCGUGUGUAACGCGGCCCUGCUGCGCCAGUUCCGCAACCCCGACACCAUCUUCAUCCUGGCCUUCGCCAUCAUCCUCCUCAACACCGACAUGUACAGCCCCAGCGUCAAGGCCGAGCGCAAGAUGAAGCUCGAGGACUUCAUCAAGAACCUGCGAGGGGUGGACAAUGGCGAGGACAUCCCCCGGGAGAUGCUGGUGGGCAUCUACCAGCGCAUCCAGAGCCGCGAGCUGCGCACCAACGACGACCACGUGUCGCAGGUCCAGGCCGUGGAGCGCAUGAUCGUCGGCAAGAAACCGGUGCUGUCCCUCCCCCACCGCCGCCUGGUUUGCUGCUGCCAGCUCUACGAGGUUCCCGACCCCAACCGGCCCCAGCGCCUGGGGCUGCACCAGCGCGAGGUUUUCCUCUUCAACGACCUGCUGGUGGUGACGAAGAUCUUCCAGAAGAAGAAGAUUUUGGUGACCUACAGCUUCCGGCAGAGCUUCCCGCUGGUGGAGAUGCACAUGCAGCUCUUCCAGAACGCCUAUUACCAGUUCGGGAUCAAGCUGCUGUCGGCGGCCCCGGGCGGCGAGCGCAAGGUGCUGAUCGUGUUCAACGCCCCGAGCCCCCAGGACCGGCUGCGCUUCGCCAGCGACCUGCGCGAGUCGGUGGCCGAGGUGCAGGAGAUGGAGAAGUACCGAGUGGAGGCCGAGCUGGAGAAGCAGAAGGGCGUGGCGGGGCCGCCCCGCGAGGCGCUGAACGGGCUCAGCUCUCUGGAGGACGCGUUCGGCGCCGAGGGGCUCAAGCGGAGCGCGCUCAGCAGCUCCCUGCGGGACCUGUCCGACAGCGGCAAGCGGGGCCGGCGGAACAGCGUGGGGUCCCUGGACAGCACCAUCGAGGGCUCCAUCAUCAGCAGCCCCCGGCCGCAGGCGCGGGGGGGCCCGGGGGGCGCCCCCGAGGGCUACAAACCCCCGGCGCGGCCGGUCUCCAACUCCUCGUCCUUCCUGGGCUCGCUGUUCGGCAGCCGCCGCGGGAAAGGCCCCGCCGGGCCCCCUCCGGGCGCGGGGGGUCCCGCCUCGGCCUCGGCCUCCUCCUCCUCGGCGUCUUCAUCGCACCACCACCACCACGGCCCCCCCGCGCCGCCCCCCGAGGCUCCCUCCAAGCUGCAGGCGCUGCACGCCCAGUACUGCCACGGCCCCGGGGUGGGGGGCGGCGCGGGGGGCGCGGGCGGGGGUCCCGGCCCUCCGCCGCCCCCUCCCCCGUACCCGCAGCAGCCGCCGCCCCCCAGCCGCCCCGCGCCCCCCCCGCCGCUGCCGGCCAUCGCCGCCGGGGCCCCCCCGCGCUUCCACGGCGGGCCCACCCCCCCUUUGUCGGCGCCCCCCCAGCAGCACGGCCCCCCCGGGGGGGGUUUCCCCCCGCCGCACCCCCAUUACACGCUGCACCGGCCCGGCAAGAGGGGGGGCGCUCCGCCCGGCGCCCCCCGGCAGCCGCUGUCGCCGCUGCCCCUCUACAGCCCCGCGCCCGCCCACCACGGGCUGUCGCACGGGUACCCCCCCGCGCCCCCCCCGCACCACCACCCCCCGCCGCCCCCCGCCCCCGCCAAGCAUUUCGUGUUCGGGGGGGGCGGCGGCGGAGUUGGGGGGGUACCGGCCGGGGGGGCCCUGCGGGGAGGGGGGGGCGGCGGCGGAGGAGGAGGGGGUGGGGCGCCCCCCGCCCCAUCACCACCAUCAUCACCAUCACCACCACCACGCGCCCCCUCCCACUCGCCCAUCCCCCCCCACCCUUCCUACCCGCCCUUGCCGCCCCCCUCGCCCCACACCCCUCUCAGCCCCCACUCGCCCGCCGGCCCCACCUCGCCCCUGGCCCAGGCAGGCCAGGGCCCCCCCAAACCCAAGGGGGGGGAACCGCAUCAGCACGGUGGUCUGAGCCCCCCGCCCGCCCCGGCAGAGCCCGGACGCGGCUCGUGGCAGCGAUGGACGGCGCCGGCCUGCUGGACGCGGUGGUUAUUUUUGUAA
Oenanthe melanoleuca is the source of this 5091-nucleotide messenger RNA. RefSeq names its product IQ motif and SEC7 domain-containing protein 2-like. NCBI's taxonomy places the organism in Eukaryota, Metazoa, Chordata, Aves, Passeriformes, Muscicapidae. Gene Ontology annotation, biological process: regulation of ARF protein signal transduction; actin cytoskeleton organization. Gene Ontology annotation, molecular function: protein binding; guanyl-nucleotide exchange factor activity. The record is from RefSeq and is a predicted model, not a curated record.